UAUUUAAAAAAAAUCUCACAUACAGAAGACAACAAAAUAUAUUGACUCACUAUAACAAUAUACUUUAUUUCUAAUCGGGAAAAAGAUGAACGGAAUGGUUGAAUUUCAUGGGCUAGUGGUAGAUGGCGGUGAUGAGAAGAACGGAAUGGUUGGCAUUGUUGUUGGGAUGGUUGGGAUCGAAGGAAUUGUCGACGGAAUGGUUGGGAGAGUGGGCAGUGAAGAGGCUGGCAAUGGAGGCAGUGAGACCUUUGGAACUGUGGGCAUAGUCGGCAAUGUUGGUAGCGCGUUGCUUGGCAACGGCGGUAAUGUGGUCUUAGGCAGUGUUGGCAUGGUUGGCAACGGUGGCAAUGUGGCUUUAGGCAGUGUUGGCAUGGCUGGCAAUGGAGGCAACGUGGCUUUAGGCAGAGGCAGUAUGGUAGGCAGUGCUGGUGCUGCAGGCAGGGGAGAGAACUUUCAUGGGCUGGUGGUAGAUGGUGGUGGUGAGAAGAAUGGAAUGGUUGGCAUUGUUGUUGGGAUGGUUGGGAUCGAAGGAAUUGUGGUCGGAAUGGUUGGGAGAGUGGGCAGUGAAGUGGCUGGCAAUGGAGGCAGUGACACCUUUGGAACUGUGGGCAUGGUUGGCAACGUUGGUAGCCCGUUGCUUGGCAAUGGCGGUAACGUGGGCUUAGGCAGUGUUGGCAUGGUUGGUAGCGGAGUGCUUGGUAACGGUGGCAAUGUGGCUUUAGGCAGUGUUGGCAUGGCGGGCAAUGGAGGCAACGUAGCUUUAGGCAGAGGCGGUAUUGUAGGCAGUGUUGGUGCUGCAGGGGGAGAGGCUUGCAAUAGAUGGCGCGCUGCCGAGCUCAUGUGGAUGCUCGAAAGGGACAACGCCAUGAUCAAAGAUAGAACAAAAAACUGCUUAGAAGCAGCCAUUUUUUGGUGGUAG
Molecule: messenger RNA, 919 nt
Organism: Cornus florida
Lineage: Eukaryota; Viridiplantae; Streptophyta; Magnoliopsida; Cornales; Cornaceae
Exons: 2
Coding region: 86-919 (277 amino acids)
Source: RefSeq, a predicted model, not a curated record